UCAGCUGUACUUAUUUACUUUUAUUCACUGAUAAAAAUUACUUUUACAUCGAAGUUUCGUAUAUAAUUUUGUGUUGAAAAGUAUUAACAUACGCUUAGAAUGGAACUCGACCCGGAUAUUGUGAAAGAAUUUGAGAAUCUUGAAGUAUCCACAGAGAAGCCAAGUGAAGAGGAGUUGUGCUCGUUCGACGAAGAGGCGCCGCUCAAAGCAACGCCACAAUUGCAACAUCACACUUAUUCAACGAUACCGAAAUUUUUCCAUGCGCCACCGCCAGCGCACAACGCGUUGCGACAAAAUCUGCGCAAAGAAGCGCACUCGCUUUUUCUACAAAAACGUUCACAAGAAUUGCUGGAUAAUGACGAACUGGGCGCUUUGUGGACGCUGUUGGAGAAACAUUGCACACAAGUAACGCCGCUGGGGCAACAACUUAUCGACUACGAUGAUUACUUAAAGCUGCUAGAAGCUGUGAGUGCAAAAUGUAAAAAAUAUGUAACUGCGCGUCUCUACGCCAAACUGCUGUGCCACUCUAUGUAUCCAGCGAAUUUUGCAGGCAAAGUAGAGAUCGCAUCUAUCUUCAAUUACACAAUGCGCAAAGUGUGGCUGACGCAGGGGCGUAUCGGUUUGUCGUUUUACGAUGAAAUUGGCCAAGGCUAUCUGCGCGAAAUCGACAUGGAAAACUAUAUCAUCGACAUCAUACCGACGCUAGCGCAGAUAAGCAGUUGCGUGCAACCUUCCUUUCAAAGUUUCUACGUAUGCACGGUGGUGAAAAAGUUUUUCUUCUUCCUGGAUCCCUUACAUACGGGUCGCAUACGCAUACGUGACAUACUGGCAUCGGGUCUGUUGACCGAGCUGCUGGAGUUGCGCGAUGAGGAAGCGCCUAAAGAGACACAAGAACUCAAUUGGUUCUCCAUGCCUUCGGUGCUCACUGUGUAUGGCAAUUAUCUAAAUUUAGAUAAAGAUCAUAAUGGCAUGCUGAGUAAGCAAGAAUUGGCCGGCUAUGGCACGGGCACAUUGACUUCGGUUUUCCUUGAUCGCGUGUUCGAUGAGUGUCGCACUUUUGAUGGCGAAAUGGACUACAAAACAUUUUUAGAUUUCGUUUUGGCGCUAGAUAACCGACACGAGCCCCAGUCGCUGCACUAUCUCUUUCGUAUACUGGACGUGCAGCAUAAGGGCUACCUAACGGCACAGACAUUGCACUACUUCUUCAAAGGUAUACAAGAGCAAAUAAGUGCCGUCAAUGCGGAGGCAGUGAAUUUUGAAGACUUAAAAGACGAGAUUUUCGACAUGGUCAAGUCGAAGGAUCCAUUCAAAAUCACACUGCAGGAUUUAAUCAAUUGUGGACAAGCAGAAACUGUUGUCUCCAUCUUAAUAGAAUUUCACAAAUUCUGGGCGUACGAGAAUCGUGAGGAUGGCUCACAUAAUGUUUAAUUUUGCACACGAAAAUUAAAUUGAACGAUAGAAAUUGUAGCCAAGUUAAAGACAGCAGCAUCGAAAGGUGUGCAGGUGUACCGACUGGACUAAGAAACUGUAAACGUUUAACAGCGCUGCCAUUUUUAUGCUAUUAUGUCAUAAGUACCUAAAAGGGUGAAGAUUGUUCAAAAUGCGACGUUUAAAUUUAAGUGCUUUUGUUUACGUUCACACUAACAACAACAAACAUUCCAGCUUAGCGAUACGGCAUAAUUAUGUGCACGAGUAUUUAUAAGUACAGAAGUACGGCUUGUUGAUAUUGCAGAUGCGAUGACGACUGCGUCACAUCUGCUCUGGGCAUAACUAGGCAGACUAGGUAAGGAGAGAAUCAUAAGAAAUAAUAAUAAAAUUAGAUUUUAAAGAUAAUGUUGGGCAUUGCCUUUGUGCUAUACAAACAGCUGUAAUCAUUUUUUUUUUUCCUUCUUAGAUUUAUUAUUUCCACUUAAGCGCAUUUGAAAAAGUUGAAAUAAUUAUUGUGUUUUUUUUCGAUUUUCUAAUUACAAAGACAACUUGUAAUUAAUGUUUAAAUUAGUUUACGUAUACGGCAUAUAUACAUAUAUACAUAAUGUACUUAAUAAUAAAACAGUGCGAGGCUGAUAUGCGUACAUUUAUAAUGAUAUCACAGGCCUGUUUACAUAAGUUAUGGUACGUUAAGAAUAAUUAUAGGCGUCUAAAACAUAAGUAUUAAACUGUUAGUGCAAAUUUUGAAAUAAUUGUAAUUAAAUUCUAAACUCGUAUUAAAUUUAAAGUAAAAAGGCCGU
Molecule: messenger RNA, 2228 nt
Organism: Anastrepha obliqua
Lineage: Eukaryota; Metazoa; Arthropoda; Insecta; Diptera; Tephritidae
Product: serine/threonine-protein phosphatase 2A regulatory subunit B'' subunit gamma-like
Exons: 3
Coding region: 100-1428 (442 amino acids)
Biological process (GO): B cell homeostasis; T cell homeostasis; positive regulation of B cell differentiation
Cellular component (GO): spindle; centrosome
Source: RefSeq, a predicted model, not a curated record